Molecule: messenger RNA, 3046 nt
Organism: Musa acuminata AAA Group (dessert banana)
Lineage: Eukaryota; Viridiplantae; Streptophyta; Magnoliopsida; Zingiberales; Musaceae
Exons: 5
Coding region: 154-2337 (727 amino acids)
Source: RefSeq, a predicted model, not a curated record
CGACCACAGGCAUCAAGUCGGCGGCCCACCGCCCCCUCGUCCUCAGCCUAUCUUCACUCGCCUCUCUCUCUCUCUCUCUCGUGUCUCGCGAUUCCUCUCCUGUGGCCGACGCCGCCACCCGUCCUCGUCUCCGCCUCUUCGAGAGAAGGUGAUAUGGGAAGAGGAGGGAGGGUCGUCUACAAGCGGGCGACCGCCGGACGGAGGCGUAGGCGCCGAUCCAAGGCCUCCGACGACGACGACGACGAUGACGAGGAGUACGUUUUGGGAGAGGAGGAGGAGGAGGAGAGCUCUGACGAACCCCUCGCUUCCGACGGCGAGGAAGACGAAUACGAGUUCGGCGAGUCCACCGGUGGCUCCGAUGAUGAUGAUGAGCUGGAGUUCUUGGCGCCGAGAUCGAAGCCCCGAAAGGCCCCUUCCAAACCCAAGAGGAGGGUGAAGAAAUCUAGGGUUUGGGAUGACGAUGACGACGAUGAUUACGAGGAGGAGGAGGAGGAGGAGGAGGAAGAAGACGACGAGGAGGAGGAUCGAGUGGAUUUUUCGAUUCGGAAGAAGGGGGAGAGGAGGAAGAAGGCUGGGGUUAGAUCUCGCCGUCAGAAGCCUAGGGCUUGGGAUUCUGAGGAAGAGGUAAGGGAGGAAGAAGACGAUGAUGGGGAUGAGGAUUUCUCGCCCGAUGAGCAAGAUUUUGAGGAUGAAGAGGCAUCUGUGAUUUCGGAAUUUAAAAGGAAAGGAGGAAAUCCGAAGCAAGGUGGGAAGAAGCGGAAGCCGAGGGCUUUGAAACGAAAGAAAGGGAAAAGGAGCAGGCCACACAGAUCUGGCGAAGAUGAUGAUUUCAUAGUGAAAGAUCGUGUUGCGGUUGAUAGAAAGUCGAAAAAACCUAAGGAAACAGGGAGGAGGAAAGUCUCAACAUCGUGGGCUAUCAAGAAUAAGUCGCCAGUGGAAUCAGAUACAUCCGAUUUUGAUUUUGUAACUUCAGAUGAUGAUUUCAUGGAGGACACGGUUUUGUUAAAUAGACCGGAGAUUAACAACAAACAUUUCAGGAAGACAAACACAAAAAGAAAACGGGGAAAGGUUAUGGUCUCGUCUGAUAAAUCAGAGUCUUCUUUAGAUGGUGAUUAUAUGAUUUCUGAGGAAGAAUUAAGGGAUCUGGGAGUUGGUGGGGUUUUGGAUCAGCCUCAGCUGAAGAGGAUAUCUGCUGGAAUGAAGGGCGACAAGAAGGGCAAGGAGAAAGAAAACGAUGAGCUGGGGAAGCCGCUCUGCGGGAUCUGUUUAUCAGAGGAGCAGAGGAUGACAGUUCGAGGAGUGUUGAAUUGCUGCACACAUUAUUUCUGCUUUGCAUGCAUAAUGGAAUGGUCAAAGGUUGAGUCACGAUGUCCUGUUUGCAAGCGGAGGUUUGGGACCAUUACCAAGUCAUCAAGGUCAGAUCCAGGGUUUGGGUUGCGGAAAGCAGUUAUAAAAGUUGAAAAGCGUGAUCAGGUCUAUCAACCUUCUGAAGAAGAAAUAAGACGAAUGAUGGAUCCUUAUGAGAAUGUAGUAUGUAUAGAGUGUCAUCAAGGUGGAGAUGAUAGUCUCAUGUUACUCUGUGAUAUCUGCGAUUCACCUGCACACACAUAUUGUGUUGGUCUUGGAAGGGAAGUACCAGAAGGCAAUUGGUACUGUGAAUGCUGUAGGUCUGCUGGUGAUGGUUCAUCAUAUUUGCAAAAUGAGCGUAUUGUGACUGAUCAAGCAGCAAACGGUAGUGAUUUUUUGGUCACUCCUGUUAGAAUGGAGGAUGUUGCAGUUCGUGAUAAUACGAAUUUGCAGAGAUCAAGUCAACCUUCCUUGCAAGAAAUUGAUCUGAAUGUCUCUCCUAGGUCGGUGGAAGAUUAUGGAUCUACAUCUCAGUUUUUUGGAGCUGGGGCAGCGACUCUUUCUGGAAGACGUGCAAUACAUCAACGUAUACGCAUUUUGUUGUCCAACAGUAGACCAAGGCAGAUCUCUGCAGAAACUGAUGUGCUUCGUGAGAACAUGGCAAGUGGUGUUAUGACAUCAGAAGUAAGAGAAAGUGGGGAAAGCCUACAUAGUUCUCAGGGGUUCAGUUCUUGGAACAGGGGGUCAGCUGCUGAACAGUGCCAUCACAACAAUAGGCCUUCUGUUCAGUCUAAUGCUAAUUUGGUUCAAUGUGCAACUGAAAGCAGUAGUUUCCAACAUGUGAAUGGUGCCAAGGAACAAGUCCACUCCAUGGUAAAAAGCCAUUUAAAAGAACUAUCCAGCGGUUCUCCACUUGUGGCUAUGCUGAUGUGCUUUUGGGAAUCUUACCAAGUUUUGCGUGCAGCAGCACAUAACUUGGCAUGCACGUGAGCGAUUCUUUUUCAUCAGGCUGAAUGGCGCUGUCGUCACCUUUGCCCACUGUGGUUGCCUCCUCCGCGACCUUCGGCUGCCCCCUUCGCCUCCCAGCGUUGCCACCGCUUCUCACCGACAGCAGGGAGCUCUUCCUCCUCGCCAUCGUUGUCCUCCAGGUUGCUAGUGGCACCCUCGGGCCUCGCUCAUGGGGCCACCCCAUUUCAACCCCAAUCGUAGCCUUGCCUUUCGUCGCUCCCCCUUCCUUAUCCCUUUUCGGUGUCGCUCUCCUCCGCUCCCUCUUUCUUUCUCGCGAUCCAAGAGCUCCAUCCGCAAGGAUUGCACCGUUAACACCAUCACCAUGAGGAGGAAGAGCUCCCUACCGCUAGCAAGAAGGAGCAGGGCGGGGUGACGACAGUGCUGGAAGGCGAAAGGGGGCCAACUGGUGUAGGACGGGGCGGUGGCCGUGGCGUUGGAACGCGGAGGGUGGAGCCGAAGGUCGUAGAGGAGGAGGUGGCGGCGUCGAGGAGGGGCGGGGCGAAGUCGGAGGGGGCGACGCCACUCGCUGUGGUAACAAGGGUCGAGGCGACAGGCGACGCCGCUUGUGAUGGGCGAAGGCGACAACCAUAACGAUCAUGGUUGCCGACUGACGGUCUCCCUUCGUUUUCUUUCUCUUAUUAUUAUAUUUCUUUUGUUCUUGUCUUAUGUGAAUAAUAUAAGAAUAUAUAAA